This is a messenger RNA of Penicillium maclennaniae, 1305 nucleotides long. Its product is annotated as NAD(P)/FAD-dependent oxidoreductase. Lineage: Eukaryota; Fungi; Ascomycota; Eurotiomycetes; Eurotiales; Aspergillaceae. Gene Ontology annotation, cellular component: cytoplasm. Gene Ontology annotation, molecular function: oxidoreductase activity. The coding region runs from base 1 to 1305 and encodes 434 amino acids. The transcript has a single exon. The record is from RefSeq and is a predicted model, not a curated record.
AUGCCGUCCACCUUAAAUAUUGCACAAUUGAAUACCAAUCCAUCCCCUCACCGGAUCAUUAUUGUGGGAGGAGGCAUCGUCGGUGCAGCGCUUGCGUUCCAUCUGUCCAAGGCUAAAAGUGAACAUCAUAUCAUACUCAUCGAUAAGAGUCUGGACACUCUACUGGGAUCCACCGGCCACGCUCCAGGAUUUGUUGGCCAACUCAAUGAGUCGCCUGUCUUGACCCGGCUAGCCAAAGACACUGUCCAGGACUACCUCACAAUCCCCGGUGGCUUUGAAACAGUCGGCGGCUUGGAGAUUUCCUCGACGCCAUCUGGAUUGGAGAAUCUACAAUGCCGACAGAAAACAGCACGGGGGGUAAAUCUACCUGCGGAGCUUCUCACUCCAGAAGCGGCCGCUUCUCUGGCUCCAGACUUUAUCGACGCGAACUCGAUCAAGCAUUGCCUGCAUUUCCCAUCAGAUGGGACCGCCAAUGCAGGGAUCAUUACUGCUUACUAUAUCGAAGGAGCUCGCGUCCGAGGGGUGGAUUUAUUGGAAGUAGCCGUGACAGGCUUUGCAACCAGGAAAGACGGCGACCUACCGCAGAUUGCGACUAUCGAGACCGCCAGCGGCGAUAUCGACUCGGAAGGCAGUACUGUGAUUCUCGCCACUGGAAUCUGGACCUCUUUAUUGCUUGGCAAGAACAACACCCCCGUUACGCAAGUUCCGAUCCCCAUCGUCCCCGUUGCACACCCGUACACAUUUACUUCGCCUCGACCUAGACGUGUCGGGACCGCGUAUCCAUUCGUUCGCUGGCUUGACCAUCACGUUUACGCAAGAGACCAUGGAGACCGCGAUGGUCUGGGCAGUUACGAUCACCCGCCAAUGCAGCUUGAUCCUAUUGAAAGCGCAAUUGGAGCCUGGCUAUCAAGCUUUGAUAAAGUACUGUCGGAAGCCUGUUCCAACUUGAAGAACGGAUCGGAGUUCCAGGUCCAAGGACAGAAUACGGACCACGCAAAGCGUUGGGUAGCGGAAAAACCAUUUAAUGGAAUCUUUUCUGUCACGCCGGACAAUUUGCCCCUCGCUGGUCGAGUACCCGACGUUGCAAAUCUAUGGCUUGCUGCUGCCAUUUGGGUUACAACCGCUGCUGGUACUGCUCAGCUGCUGACAAGAGAGAUUCUUCGUGAUGGUGAGCAUUCGAUAACUUCAGAAGAUAAGGCUCUCUUGGACGCCCUGAACCCGGCACGCUUCCAGGGCGUUGAAGAGGAUUUGCUGGUUCGACAGUCAUUGUCGAAAUAUAACGAUAUUUACAACCGAGAGACUUAG